GUCACGUCAUAAUCAUCUCAAUGUCAUCUCAUGGAUUCAUGAGUAAAUCAGUUCAACCUAGAGUAACGAGACAGAAUGGCUAAAUGAAAUGCUAUAUUUACCAAACACCCUCGUUGGCAAAGCAGCCGAGCAAUAUCAACCUAAGAUCUUUUGUUUGAUUCUCAACAAUCAGGUUGCAUUGCCCGAUGAUAUGUUUAUCCUUGCUUCCGAGUGCUUGCUAUUGGCCUUACUGCACACUUGAAGCAUCAAAGCGCCGGGCCAAGUCGCAGUGUCCUUGAAUUGAGAUUCAGGAUGGAGGCUCGACAGGAGCAAGCGCUACUUCGCCGGGCUGCAGACUCUGAGGCACGUUUCCAGCGGAUCAUUGAGGCCAAGCACAGGUCCCUUGGUGAGAAGCAAACUCAGUUGCAGACGCAGGUUGCAGCUGCAGAAGAGGCGCUGCGACGAGAGAAAGAAACUGCCUUGGAACUGCAGACAGAGGUGUCUCUUGAGCGAUGGGAGCUACAGCAGAAUGCGAAGAGCCUCUCGAAUUUGUGGCCAGACAUCGAGGACAACAGCGCAGCGGUCCAAUCUGCACAUACGAAGGUGCUGGAGCUCAGGCACGAGGCACAAGAGCACUUGCAAGAUGAGAAGCAGCGCUUGGAGAUUGCCAGCAGCCUUUACGAGUUCUAUGCUGUGGUCUCUGGCAUCCGCUGGGACAUGGAGUCGGAACAGAUGGAAGGGUACAUUGCCAUUGGUGAGAAAGCUCGGGCCUUCAAGGUCGAGAAGCCUGGAUCCAAGGAGUCCGCAGAUGCACUGUGGGCGGAGAUUGAGGCAUGUUGCGGUUUUGAGCCUGGCCAAAGCUGAGAGGAUCUGAACAGCCAAAUCGCUCAGGGACCACUGCCCCCAUGACAACACC
Molecule: messenger RNA, 895 nt
Organism: Cladocopium goreaui
Lineage: Eukaryota; Dinophyceae; Suessiales; Symbiodiniaceae
Source: the annotation of a GenBank genome assembly